This is a messenger RNA of Nematolebias whitei (Rio pearlfish), 906 nucleotides long. RefSeq names its product protein NDRG1. Lineage: Eukaryota; Metazoa; Chordata; Actinopteri; Cyprinodontiformes; Rivulidae. Gene Ontology annotation, biological process: signal transduction. The record is from RefSeq and is a predicted model, not a curated record. Gene Ontology annotation, cellular component: cytoplasm.
UUGGAUCACCCUGAUUUGGUGGACGGGUUGGUUCUGUUCAACAUUAACCCAAAUGCUGAAAGCCUCAUGGAUACUGUUGCAAGCAAGAUUACUGAUUGGACCCACACUCUCCCAGACAAAAUUCUCACACACUUGUUUGGAAAGGAUGAGCUCCAGAUGAACCAUGAGCUUGUGGCCACCUACCGUCACCACAUCACUGCAACAAUGAAUCAGUCCAACGUGAGUCAGUUCUUUCGCUCCUACAACAAUCGCACCGCUCUGGAGAUCGAGAGGCCUGCUCCUGGUGGAAGCACCAACGUUAGGACCCUCACGUGCUCAACUCUCUUGGUUGUGGGAGAUAAUGCUCCAACUGUGGAAGCUGUGGUUGAAUGCAACUCUAAACUCAACCCCACAAAGACCACGUUUCUCAAGAUGGCGGACUGUGGAGGACUUCCUCAAGUGGAUCAGCCAGCGAAAGUGAUCGAAGCCCUCAAAUAUUUUAUCCAAGGAAUGGGACACUUGUCCGGUGCCAGUAUGACCAGACUUCGCUCACGGACAGGCUCCAGCUCCAGCACUGCAUCACACGAUGGCCCUCGGAGUCGUGCACACACCGAUGAACUGCAGCGAGGCCGGACACACUCGCACGGCGGCACUGACAAGCGUGGACACACACACACUGAUGUUUCCACGGAGAAUGUUUCCACUGUCAAGCAGAGUGUGUCAAAGUCCACUGAAAUGGCAUGCUGAGGAGCAGACAUCAGACUCAUGCACUUCGUUCAGACAAUACCUCAUCUUCCUGCCUCUGUCCUCCAUCAUUGCUUCUUUACCAGUUUCACUUUUAGUCACUUUAUUUUUUUAUCUCUAUUUUUCUAACUGCCACAGGUGUUUUCUGUCCUUGAUUCAACUUUCUUCUUUUUUCUGCUGUUU